Messenger RNA from Monodelphis domestica (gray short-tailed opossum), 4769 nucleotides. It is a transcript of the gene SMARCA5, whose product is annotated as SNF2 related chromatin remodeling ATPase 5. Lineage: Eukaryota; Metazoa; Chordata; Mammalia; Didelphimorphia; Didelphidae. The record is from RefSeq and is a predicted model, not a curated record. Gene Ontology annotation, biological process: nucleosome organization. Gene Ontology annotation, molecular function: nucleosome binding; DNA binding; ATP-dependent chromatin remodeler activity. Gene Ontology annotation, cellular component: chromatin; nucleus.
AAUCAGUGGGCCAGCCGACGAGCCCGCAUUCUCGCGAGAUCUGAAAGCCGGCGGUGGCGGCGUCUGUGUUGGGGACGGCAUUGGUUCCUGGUUGGUGGCGAGGAGGGUGAGAAGCGGCUGCAAGCUGAGAGGACGCGGAGGGAAGGCAGCCCUCUGCCCCUCGCGCGCGCUAGCUUUCUCUCCCCCUCCUCUCCUCCCCUUUGACUGUCUUCCCCUUCCCUUUUAUCGACUCCUGAGCCUGGCUGUCCGCUCCGGGCGACAGGCAUCCAGCCACGAAGUGAGCAGCCGGCCCGGCGGGCCCCGUGAGGAGGAGGAGAAAAAGGAGGAGGAGGAGAGUCUCAUCCCAGUGUCUUCUCGCCCCGAGUGUGCCCGGCCGCGCCGCAGGCAUGUCGUCCGCGGCCGAGCCGCCGCCACCCCCGCUGCCGCCGACCGCGGAGACCGUACCUCCCACCCCGGCCAUGCCCGCCACCGGCAGCGGCGGCGGCAACCACAACAAAAGCGGCGUGGAGAGCGCCCCGGCCCCAGCCGUACCCCCUUUGGGCGACGCGGAGAUGGAGGAUGUAUUUGAUGAUGCAUCACCAGGGAAGCAAAAAGAAAUACAAGAACCAGAUCCUACAUAUGAAGAAAAAAUGCAAACUGAUCGAGCAAACAGAUUUGAGUAUCUGUUAAAGCAGACAGAGUUGUUUGCACAUUUCAUUCAGCCUGCUGCUCAGAAGACUCCGACUUCACCAUUGAAGAUGAAACCAGGACGUCCAAGAAUAAAAAAAGACGAAAAGCAGAAUUUGCUGUCAGUUGGCGAUUAUAGACAUCGUCGAACAGAGCAGGAGGAAGAUGAAGAGCUGUUAACAGAAAGCUCCAAGGCCACCAAUGUGUGCACUCGGUUUGAGGACUCCCCAUCAUAUGUAAAAUGGGGUAAACUGAGAGAUUAUCAAGUUCGAGGAUUAAAUUGGUUAAUAUCUUUGUAUGAGAAUGGAAUCAAUGGAAUCCUUGCAGAUGAAAUGGGUCUGGGAAAGACACUUCAAACAAUAUCUCUUCUUGGAUAUAUGAAACACUAUAGAAAUAUUCCUGGUCCUCAUAUGGUAUUGGUUCCAAAGUCUACUUUGCAUAACUGGAUGAAUGAAUUCAAGAGAUGGGUACCUACACUUAGAUCAGUUUGUUUGAUAGGUGAUAAAGAACAAAGAGCUGCCUUUGUCAGAGAUGUAUUAUUACCAGGAGAGUGGGAUGUAUGUGUAACAUCAUAUGAGAUGCUUAUUAAAGAGAAAUCUGUUUUCAAAAAGUUUAAUUGGAGGUAUUUAGUCAUUGAUGAAGCUCACAGAAUCAAAAAUGAAAAAUCCAAGUUGUCAGAAAUAGUUAGAGAAUUCAAGACUACAAAUCGAUUACUGCUAACAGGAACACCUCUUCAGAACAACUUGCAUGAACUCUGGGCACUUCUCAACUUUUUAUUGCCGGAUGUUUUUAACUCAGCUGAUGACUUUGAUUCAUGGUUUGAUACGAAUAACUGCCUUGGGGAUCAAAAGCUAGUUGAACGUCUUCAUAUGGUUUUACGCCCAUUCCUUCUUCGUAGAAUUAAGGCUGAUGUUGAGAAGAGUUUACCUCCAAAGAAGGAAGUUAAAAUUUAUGUUGGUCUCAGCAAAAUGCAAAGAGAAUGGUAUACACGGAUACUAAUGAAGGACAUAGACAUAUUAAACUCUGCAGGGAAAAUGGACAAAAUGAGACUGUUGAAUAUUCUAAUGCAAUUGAGGAAAUGUUGUAAUCAUCCGUAUCUCUUUGAUGGAGCUGAACCUGGGCCACCUUACACAACAGAUAUGCAUCUGGUUACCAAUAGUGGCAAAAUGGUUGUCCUAGAUAAACUUCUUCCCAAGUUAAAAGAGCAAGAUUCAAGAGUUCUAAUCUUCAGUCAGAUGACAAGAGUAUUAGACAUUUUGGAAGAUUACUGCAUGUGGAGAAAUUAUGAAUAUUGCAGGUUGGAUGGACAGACUCCUCAUGAUGAGAGACAAGAUUCCAUCAAUGCAUACAACGAGCCAAACAGCUCCAAGUUUGUUUUUAUGUUAAGUACACGUGCUGGUGGUCUUGGAAUAAAUCUUGCUACUGCUGAUGUUGUGAUCUUAUAUGAUUCAGACUGGAAUCCACAAGUUGAUCUUCAGGCUAUGGAUCGAGCACACAGAAUUGGACAAACCAAGACUGUUCGAGUAUUUAGGUUUAUCACUGAUAAUACAGUGGAGGAAAGAAUAGUGGAACGAGCAGAGAUGAAACUCAGGUUGGAUUCAAUAGUCAUUCAGCAAGGAAGGCUUGUAGAUCAAAAUCUGAACAAAAUUGGGAAAGAUGAAAUGUUACAGAUGAUUCGGCAUGGUGCGACACAUGUAUUUGCCUCAAAGGAGAGUGAAAUUACUGAUGAAGAUAUUGAUGGUAUUUUGGAAAGAGGUGCAAAGAAGACUGCAGAAAUGAAUGAAAAACUCUCCAAAAUGGGUGAAAGUUCACUAAGGAAUUUCACCAUGGAUACGGAAUCAAGUGUAUAUAACUUUGAAGGUGAAGACUACAGAGAAAAACAAAAGAUGGCAUUCACAGAAUGGAUUGAACCACCUAAGAGAGAAAGAAAAGCCAACUAUGCUGUUGAUGCAUAUUUCAGGGAAGCCCUUCGAGUUAGUGAACCUAAAGCACCUAAGGCUCCCCGACCUCCAAAACAACCCAAUGUUCAGGAUUUCCAGUUCUUCCCUCCACGUUUAUUUGAGUUAUUGGAAAAAGAAAUUUUGUAUUACAGAAAAACAAUUGGGUAUAAGGUACCUCGUAAUCCUGAUCUACCAAAUGCGGCCCAGGCACAAAAAGAAGAACAGCUAAAAAUCGAUGAAGCAGAGCCCCUCAAUGAUGAAGAGCUUGAAGAAAAAGAGAAGCUUCUGACCCAGGGAUUUACCAACUGGAACAAGAGAGACUUCAACCAGUUCAUCAAAGCUAAUGAAAAGUGGGGCCGUGAUGAUAUUGAGAACAUAGCAAGAGAAGUAGAAGGGAAAACACCUGAAGAAGUCAUUGAGUACUCAGCUGUCUUCUGGGAACGGUGCAAUGAACUUCAGGACAUAGAGAAAAUCAUGGCUCAGAUUGAAAGGGGAGAAGCAAGAAUACAGAGAAGAAUUAGUAUCAAAAAAGCACUUGAUACAAAGAUUGGCCGUUACAAAGCACCUUUUCACCAACUGAGAAUAUCAUAUGGUACUAACAAAGGAAAGAACUACACCGAGGAAGAGGAUCGAUUUCUCAUUUGUAUGCUUCACAAACUUGGAUUUGAUAAGGAAAAUGUCUAUGAUGAAUUGCGACAGUGUAUUCGAAACUCUCCUCAGUUCAGAUUUGACUGGUUCCUCAAGUCCAGGACAGCUAUGGAACUUCAGAGGAGGUGUAACACAUUAAUUACUUUGAUUGAAAGAGAAAACAUGGAGUUAGAAGAAAAAGAAAAGGCAGAGAAAAAGAAACGAGGACCAAAGCCUUCGGCACAGAAGCGUAAAAUGGAUGGAGCGCCUGAUGGUCGAGGAAGAAAAAAGAAGCUAAAGCUAUGAAUGCUUAAUUGUUUUGUAAUCACUAAAUUUUAAAAAGUAGUUCUUUAAUUUACGGGUCUUCAUAAGAUGUACUGUACAAUGCUAAACUAUUAUGUCAUUAAGGACAUCGGGUUCAUCUGUUUACUGAACUAGACACAUAGUAUGUAGCUACACUUUUUUAAAAUGCAACAGCUGUGCUGAAAUUUUUUUUACCAUUAACACUUGAAGUAAUAAAAUAGGCUUCAUUUAUUAAUAAAUGCUUCAUUCGAUUUAUUUUUCUACUUUAGCUUUAGUUUGAGAAGAUUGUGAAUGUUUUGUUUUUCAGCUAUAGGUUUCUAAACUAAGACUUUUUUAUAAAACUAGACUUGCUAAGCUAGAAGAGACUAUAACAAAGAAUAUAAUUUGUAUCUUCAGUCUCUACUUAGUUGUCAAGUUAUUUUGAUUGACCUUGAAAUUUGGGUAUCUUCCUACACUGAGUCUUAUUUCGGGACUAUUACAUAAUACAUUAUCCUUACUCACCAUGUGGGUAGGAUGAAACAAAACUUUAGACAUACUAGUUAAUUCUAUGCACAUUUUAUAUAUUGUGUCUCUGCUUCCCAGAAUUGCUUAUUUCUAAAAGCUGAAAUGUGCCCUGCUGUUGGAAAGAUGACCUAUUUUUAGUUCUGUAGCUAGACAAGAUUUGUCUGGUUCACCUUAAAAUUGUUGUUGUAUUUUGUAAAAGGAAAACUAACUUCGGACAAAGAAACUUAUAUUGGGCAAACAUUUUAAAAAAUGACAUGCUAUGACUGCCAUGAUUUGGAAAGUUGAUAUCUUGGUGCCCAGCAUUAGUAAUUUAUUAGAACCAAUCAGAGUAGGGCAUUAACUUGUUAGUGAGACUGUCAAACUUUGGUAAAUUUAGUAGUACAAAAUAAUGCAGACUUUCCAAAUUUCUAGUACUUCAUUCCCAGAGCAAUUGAGAAAUGUCUCAUUGACAUUGAAUAUAAUAUUCCCUGUUAAAAAAAAUAUUCAUAAGCAAAUGUGUGAGAAACAAGAUUGAAUAUAAGUUUAUCUCCUGUUUUUUUUCAUAGACUAGAAAAAGCUAAAGCAGUAGUACCCAAAAUAUGGUGUCAGGACAGUAGGCCUAGAAGCCUUUGUGCUAUAUAUAAUUUGUAUGUUUUAUAUGUGCAAAUUGGGUACAUACACAGUUCUCCAUUUUUCUAGGAGAAUGCAAUAAAUGUAGCAACAUGAAUAAAUAUAAUUUUUAUAAUCUUA